This is a messenger RNA of Mangifera indica (mango), 3064 nucleotides long. Its product is annotated as protein PHOX1-like. The transcript is spliced from 3 exons. Lineage: Eukaryota; Viridiplantae; Streptophyta; Magnoliopsida; Sapindales; Anacardiaceae. Bases 357 to 2594 code for a protein of 745 amino acids. Gene Ontology annotation, molecular function: protein binding. The record is from RefSeq and is a predicted model, not a curated record.
ACCCAUGAUCGAGGAUUACUUAAACACAGGAUGGGAUCGCCAAGGUUGGAAAAUCAAAAUUGCCAGCUCUGUCUGCGAUAGAAACGCUCCCACCACCCACUUUCUUCCUCAAUAAGAAUAUGAAUAAAUAAAAUAAUAUUAGCUUCUCACGCGCUUCCAUCGAUAGUGAUGGCGGUUUAGCAUAUCUCAGGGAAAUUUGACUUCAACGAAACCCUAAAGAAAUGUCUGUUCUGUUUGUCCUCCUCGUAUUCCAUUUUCCCCCCUAAUCUCUUCGUUUCCUUUAAUCAAUAUAGGGUUUCUGUAAUUCAACCGGGUGUUUUACUUUUAAAUUAAAAUUAAAUUUGUAAAAAUCAAUUAUGGGUAAGCCAACUGGGAAGAAGAAGAAUCAAGAGACGGGUUCAGUAUCCACACCGAAACACGGUGACACCAAGGCUAAGUUAACCAGAACGAUGACGGACCGACCCAGCUCAAAAGCUUUUGAUGAAGACACGGCGAUGUUCAUAAGCAUGUCACAGGAGCUUAAAGAAGAAGGUAACAACCUCUUUCAAAAACGUGACCAUGAAGGCGCCAUGUUAAAGUUUGAAAAAGCUCUUAAACUGUUGCCUAAAAAUCAUAUUGAUGUUGCUUAUUUGAGAAGUAAUAUGGCUGCUUGUUAUAUUCAAAUGGGAUUGGGCGAGUACCCACGUGCAAUUAAUGAGUGUAAUUUGGCUUUAGAGGUUUCACCUAAGUAUAGUAAAGCUUUGCUGAAGAGAGCUAAGUGUUAUCAGGAAUUGAAUCGGUUGGAUUUUGCAUUGAGGGAUGUUCAUAAUGUUUUGAGUAUGGAACCUAAUAAUUUGUCUGCAUUAGAGAUUUUAGAAAGUGUUAAGAAGAGUAUGAUUGAGAAGGGGAUCGAUAUUGAUGAGAAAGUUAAAGAAAUUGGUUUGGAUAAUAGUGUGGAGAUUCAAGGUGCCUCUCGUUUGCGUAGAGUGGUGAAAGAAAAGUUGAAAAAGAAGAAAAAGGGUGGUAAAAAUGAGGAGAAGAAAAAGGAUAACAAGGCCAUCAUGGGGGAGAAGGUUAGUGAUGUCAGGGGUGAAGAAGUGGCUUGUAAGAAUGAUGUGAAGGUUCAGGAUAAGAAAGUGAGUGAUGCUAAGGAUAAAAAGAUUAUUCGUAAAGUUGUAGAGGAAGAGGUUGAGGUGACAAAAGCUGUUAGUAAGGAAGAAAAAGUGAUUAUUAAGACGGUGAAAUUGGUGUUUGGGGAUGAUAUAAGGUGGGCACAGUUGCCAGUGAAUUGCAGCAUUAGAUUGGUGAGGGACAUAGUGCAGGAUAGGUUUCCAAGCUUGAAGGGUGUUCUUGUGAAAUAUAAGGAUCAGGAGGGUGAUUUGGUCACAAUUACCACUACUGAUGAGCUGAGAUAUGCUGAACUUUUGAGUGAUUCACAUGUUUCUCUUAGAUUGUAUAUCUCUGAAGUUAGUCCUGAUCAAGAACCUGCUUAUGAGUGCAUGGGAAACCAGGAAGAGAUGCCUGACAGUAAACAGGAACCAAUUAAUGUUGUUGAGAAUGGGGAGGUGGAGACAGUUGUAGAGGAUAAAAAAGGUUUGACUUGCAUAGAGGAUUGGAUUAUUCAGUUCGCCCGACUGUUUAAAAACCAUGUGGGGUUUGAUUCUGAUGCCUAUUUGGAUCUUCAUGAACUUGGAAUGAAGUUAUAUUCUGAGGCAAUGGAGGAUGCUGCAACAGAUGAAGAAUCUCAGGAACUUUUUGAAAUUGCUGCUGAUAAGUUCCAAGAGAUGGCAGCGCUUGCAUUGUUCAAUUGGGGAAAUGUUCACAUGUCGAAGGCAAGGAGACGGAUCUUUUUCCCAGAAGAUGCUACUCGAGAAUCCAUACUUGUGUUGGCUAACACUGCAUAUGAGUGGGCCAAAAAUGAGUACAUUAAGGCAGGAAUCAGGUAUGAAGAAGCUCUGAAGAUCAAACCAGACUUCUAUGAAGGACUUCUUGCUCUUGGGCUACAACAGUUUGAGCAAGCAAAGCUUUGCUGGUACCAUGCAAUUGGGAGCAAGAUUAAUUUAGAGAGUGGGCCUUCCCAGGAGGUCCUGGAGCUUUAUAACAAGGCUGAGGACAGCAUGGAGAAGGGCAUGCUGAUGUGGGAGGAGAUGGAGGAGCAGCGUCUGAAUGGUCUAUCCAAAUUUGACAAAUAUAAAGAUGAGUUGCAGAAAUUGGGGUUGGAUGGAUUGCUUAAAGAUGCAUCUCCAGAAGAAGCUGCAGAGCUGGCUACAAAUAUGAGUUCACAGAUAUAUCUAUUGUGGGGUACCUUAUUGUAUGAGCGAUCUGUUGUUGAGUAUAGGAUAGAGCUUCCAACUUGGGAAGAAUGUUUGGAGGUUGCGGUUGAAAAGUUUGAACUUGCUGGAGCUUCUCCAACAGAUGUAGCUGUCAUGAUAAAGAACCAUUGCUCUAAUCAAGAUGCACUGGAAGGUUUAGGCUUCAAAAUAGAUGAGAUAGUGCAGGCAUGGAAUGAGAUGUAUGAUGCUAAGAGGUGGCAGAUUGGUGUUCCAUCUUUCCGACUAGAGCCACUGUUUCGUCGACGGGCUCCUAGACUUCAUUAUAUGUUGGAAAAUAUGUGAAACUUUUGGCUUUUGGUUGGCUAUUCUUUUAAGGGCAUUAAAUAAAUGCUGCUAUUUUUUUCGUUCAUUUUUCAAGAGCUACAUUGUUUGAAUCUUAUAUAGGUGUUUAUUUUUCUUCAAGACAAUCUAUGUCAAGCUCGAUGUUUUGGGAGCAGCGAGCCAAGUGUCAGUUUUAUAGAAAUGAGUUUGUGACUGGCUGUAAGGCCGUUCAUGUCAAUUUUAUUCUAUCCCCAAUAUUUUUUUGGGGGGAGGGAAUUCAUUUACAGUGUAAUUGGUUGGUUUUUCAUAGUUUUUGAGUAUUGAUGUAGAAUAUAUAUGAUUUGAAUUGUUUGAGAAGUUGAGAUGGUGGGUAUAAGAUUUGAUUGGUCCAUAAUUUAUUUUAGAUUGUAACAAUUUUUGGGUGUUGUAUGGCAGUGUAAUUGUUUCAUGGAUUCAUUUUGAUGGGAAAUUUUGAACAGUUUGAUAUUGAA